Trichoderma atroviride IMI 206040 is the source of this 1292-nucleotide messenger RNA. RefSeq lists its product as uncharacterized. Gene Ontology annotation, molecular function: GDP-fucose transmembrane transporter activity; antiporter activity. Lineage: Eukaryota; Fungi; Ascomycota; Sordariomycetes; Hypocreales; Hypocreaceae. The record is from RefSeq and is a predicted model, not a curated record. Gene Ontology annotation, biological process: GDP-fucose import into Golgi lumen; protein O-linked glycosylation via fucose. Gene Ontology annotation, cellular component: Golgi apparatus.
CUCUUUGGCGCUGCGUUUUGGGAGAUAAUUUUCCUGCCGUUCAUUUUAUGUUUUUCUAGUCACUCGUUCAAUAUCUUUUCCCCAACGACCGGUUUUCCAUCAUGAGUGAGGUCAUAGAGCCCCAACCGCCGUCCCGGCGCCGAGUUGCUCUGACGGUGCUCUUCCAUUCCACCUGUGCGAUCUUGAGUACGAUUCUCUCCAAGUCAGCACUGAAUGGUAUCGAUGCCCCUGUGACACUGCUCGCCUUCCAGACAACAGUACAAGUUGUUCUGCUCACUACUAUCGGCUACUUUACGAAGUGGAUUACGUUGUCAAGGCCCGUUUCGGCAUGGGUUGCACUUCUUCCACUCACUGCUGCUCGACUUGUCGGCAUCCUCGCCAAGACGUACUGCUUGGCUUCGGUUAACGCUUCCGUCUACCAGAUCGCUCGCGGUCUCCUGCUCCCAUUUACUCUAAUUCUAUCGCUUAUUGUACUUCGACCGCGCCCAUACUAUCCGCCACUGUCACUUGGCGGCUGUGCUUUGGUCAUGGCCGGCUUCGGCGCCGGAAUGGCAUCUGAUUAUAGCCAGAUGCUAACAAGCGGGAAAGGCGUAUUGCUUGGAGUUAUCUCGAGUUUCACUACAGCUGUUGAGUCCGUGGUUGUAAAGCGCUUUCUCGGAAAAAGCAGCGAGGGAAUGUGGCAGAUGGUCUGGAUGUCGAAUGUCAUGGCUAUUGCAUUUUAUCUGCCGCUGCUCCUUCUGUCCGGAGAAAUGGGAACUACGGUAGCUGUUCUGAGCUCAGCGGAGACGCCUGAUGCAUCUGCUACUGCCCAUCAGUUUCUAGGCACUGCGGUGUUGACCGGUGUUGCCGGAUUUCUACUCACAAUAGCCACCUUCAUGCAGCUUGAGGUUACCAGCCCAACUACGCACAUGAUUGUAACAGCCGCACGAGGAGUAGCCCAGAGCUCCGUCGCCGUCAUAACUCUGGGAGAGCCGUUGACUGCCAACCGUGCUGGCAGCAUGGCUCUGAUCUUGAGUGGAAGUGCCCUAUAUGGCUGGGCUAAAGACCGUUAUGCACACAGCAAAAAGGACCAGACUUAUCUGCCAGUUUCUCAGGAUGCACAGCUUGAGACGCUGAACAAAGAGGGCCGGUGAGGUUUGUCCUCGACUUCAUUUUGCAAUCUUCUCUAGUCUUAUAUCGUUCUGAUUAUUUGUAUAUAUUACUUGUGGAUUUACUUGCAUCAAAACGGUUAUGCGUAGCGUUUGGUAUUUUACGCGUCUAUAGUUCAUCAGACUUGGUAUUACAGUUGUCUA